Trichobilharzia szidati is the source of this 2940-nucleotide messenger RNA. The record is from the annotation of a GenBank genome assembly. NCBI's taxonomy places the organism in Eukaryota, Metazoa, Platyhelminthes, Trematoda, Strigeidida, Schistosomatidae.
AUGCUGGGCAUAUUGACUAUAGUACUUCUGUGCAAUAUACCAACUGCUUUUCUGUCAUGUGGUAAGUAUUACGCAAUCGAUUCAGAUCUUCCUGAGGAUAAACUUAAAUUGAUCGUUAGUGAUUUCGGCGGUACAGUAAUCGGAAAGCUGCCUUUUGCAAAUGUUUACGAAAUUUCUUCACCAAAAUGUCUUGAUGAUGUACAGCUCCCGUAUGGAUUGCAUAGACGAGCUAAAAGAAGCAUAGAGUCAUUUGAAGACAACAUAAGAAGUCAUCCUCAGAUUCAAGAUGUAAAGAAACAGGAAAUCCUUAAUAUUGAAAAACGUUUCAAGUUUCGAGCUUCAGAAUUCAGUGAGCUAGUAGUGUCAUCAAUGAAGCCGACUAAGCUACCGAAGGAAAUGCAUACUGAGAGUGAUGAAGAUUUCAACCGACAGUAUGUUGAGUACGCUGGUAAGAUAAGAAGUGCAGUAAAUAUGAACGAUCCUGCAGCCAAAUACACAUGGCAGUAUUUGAAUGAUGGUAAAAGUGUCAGUCCAUUAGCUGGAUUAGACAUCAACCUAUAUCCAAUUUUUAUGGAGAAUAUUACUGGUGUCGGUUCAAAUGUUGUGAUCCUAGACGAUGGAUUGGAUAUAACACAUCCAGAUUUAGCAGACAAUUAUGAUCCAACAAUAUCAAUCAAUAUGGAUAGACCUGAGGCGAAUGGUCUUAGUCCACGUGGACCACGUGCAAUAAUGCCAGCUGAGGAAGGUCAUGGAACACGAUGUGCUGGUCUUGUUGCUGCAGUGGCAAAUAACAGUAUUUGUUCACAUGGUGUUGCACCAAAAACAAAAAUAGGAGGUAUACGCAUACUGACUGGUGAAGUGACAGAUAUUCUAGAGGCUAGAGGAUUAUCAUAUCAAUCAGAUCUAAUCAAUGUGUAUUGUUCAUCAUGGGGGCCAACAGAUGAUGGUAUUAUGAUGGAUCUACCUCAUGAAUUUGCUGAAAAAGCGAUAAAUCAUGGUUUGGAAAAAGGUAGAAAUGGUCUGGGUUCAAUUUAUGUCUUUGCUUCUGGAAACGGUGGUCUAUUUGGAGAUAAUUGUGGAGCGGAUGGAUUUAUUAGUUCACCGAAUGUAAUUGCUGUUUCAGCUGUAGAUAAUGUUGGUCGAAAAACUUUAUAUUCAGAAGCGUGUGCUUCAGUUCGUGUAUCAAUUCCUAUCGGUGGAACACCAAGUUUUUUCAGCAGUGAUUUUCUGCCAACUUCAAUGGAAAAUGGUAAAUGCGACGGAGCGUUUGUGGGUACAUCUGCAGCUGCACCAGUUUUUGCUGGGUGUAUAGCUCUGGCACUUGAAGUAAAUCCAAAAUUAACAUGGCGUGAUAUAUCACAUCUUCUACCGUGGAGUAGUCGUAUUCCAAAUCCAAUCGAUGGUGGGUGGACUGUCAACAGUGCUGGCAUAUUACAUAAUCCCUACUUUGGUUAUGGUACAAUUGAUUGUUAUCGUAUGGUGAAACUGGCGAAACAAUGGAAUUCAGUUGGUCCACUAUGUGUAUCAACUCAUGACAAUUAUGUUUAUAAUAUGUCCACGGAAUGGGGAAGAUUGCAGCCGCAAAUAAAGAAAGAAGUCCCAGAUUUGUUCCAGUGUAAUGAAAGUUGUGUGGCAGAGAUUUCUGAAGAAUAUGAAACAUACUAUGAAAAAAGUUGGGCAAUUAAAUCACAAGCAGAAACUAUAAUCUCAUUGAAUGUAACCAAUGGUGACGGUGUAACUAAAUACUCACUGCCACAGAACAUUCCAGAAAACACUCCAUGUCAUGUAGACAUUGUUGAACAAGUUAUUAUUGAUGUAAAAUGGAAACAUUCAUGUCGUGGAAGUUUAGAAUUCAAUUUGACUAGUCCGUCUGGAGCGUCUUCAAUGCUGUUGGGACAUAGAAAACGAGAUACAUAUACUGGUGAAGGUUCAAUGCUUUUUGCUUCUGCAGCUCAUUGGGGUGAAAAAGUCACUGGUAUGUGGAAGCUAAUAAUUCACGAUCGUGGACUAUGUUCAGGGAAACAAUCACCUGCAAACACUACUAGUGGCUUUAUCACUGGUAUUUCAAUAAAAUUUCGUGGAACAUCUGAAAAUGACAGUGGGUUUAUUAAGAAUAAAAAUAUGCUGGAACCAUUACUUACAAAAGUUGGGAAAGCUGCCGUGGGAUCGCAAACUUCACACAUAUUGAGUCCACAAGAAAUUAAGGAUACGUUUAAUGAACAACGAUUUUCAUCGCUUCAUCAUUCUCAACAAAUAUUUCAGCAACAUUUGAAUAUUUUCAAAAAUAAAUAUGUCGCCUGUUUAGCUACAAAACUUACUAAAUCUGAAUUGAAUCAAGAGAAACAAAAUUUCAGCGAUCAACUGAGUCAUUCAGAUCAGACUAGUGACUAUGCUAGAUAUGUAGACAACGCAUCCGGUUUACUACCUGGUAGAGUUGAUCAUCGUGGUGAUCGUAAUCCAAGCGGUGGAGACACUGCUUCAACAAUUUACAGUCGAAAUACAUCAGCACCAAUGACAACCAGUCAACCAAUGACAUUAACUCGUUUAAUCUUAUGGACUACAGAGCCACGGUUAAGAUUAAGCGUUCUACUCAUUCUGUGCAAUGUUUGUCGUGACGUUAAAGGCGGUGAAUUAGCCUCUAAAGUCUACGCGCAUACACUUCACGGAGAUCCUGAAGUACAAUCGAUCAUGGGACAUUUAAUGUCAAAAGUUGCCUCAGGUGUAUUACACUUUAUUAACCAGUGGAUUUAUAAUGGUUAUUUAGAGGAUACAUAUCAAGAAUUUUUUGUUCAAGCGAAUAUGUCUGUAAAAAUUGAUCGAUUAUGUUUUGAACCCGAUUUACGAAAAAAAAUUUUAAAUAAGUAUAGAGAUUAUGCGUCAGAUAGUAUAGAUAGUAAUCUAAUCGAAUUGUUAGCCCACUUGUUAAUGAGACUCGUGUAG